GUCGUGGUGCCGCUGCUUGGGAUGACCACAGUGCCGCAGCAAGCGACGUUCAGUGUAUAUGGGACGAUAUUCAAGGUGGACGUGCGGUACCAGUUCAUCGCUGCCCUUGGCCGAGGGUCGUACGGUAUCGUGUGUUCUGCCAAAGACGUCGUCACGGGGGAAAAGGUAGCCAUCAAACGAGUGGCUCCCAUGGCUCGCAAGCACAAUGAUGCCAAGCACACAUUGCGCGAGAUUUGCCUCAUGCAAUCGUUAGGCGCCCACCCAAACAUUGUGGGAAUCAAAAACAUGUCGGUGAAUGUUGCGGACGAUGAAUUGUACAUUGUCAUGGACUUUAUGGACACGGACAUGCACCGCGUGAUUCAAAGCAGCCAGCCGCUGUCCGAGUCCCAUUACAAGUUCUUCUUACACCAAAUCCUCCGCGGUGUCAAACACCUCCACGACAACGGCGUGCUUCACCGAGAUCUGAAACCUGGAAACAUCCUCGUCACCAAGAAUUGCCAAGUGAAAAUUGCAGACUUUGGGCUUGCCCGCAGCGUGCCUAAGCGUGUCCCACCUAAGCCCCGGCCAGCUUCUGCGGGUCCGACUAAAAAGGAACCACCCGAACCUGACUGGCAGCCCAUGACCGAACAUAUUGUCACCCGAUGGUACCGCGCGCCGGAACUUAUGCUGCAGCCCGAUGGCCAGUACAGCACUGGCGUGGACAUGUGGUCUGUCGGGUGCAUCUUUGCCGAAAUCUUGGGCCGUAAAGCCGUGUUUCCAGGCAAGAAUUUCAUCCACCAACUCACGUUGAUCUUUGACGUGAUCGGCACGCCGUGCGGCAACGACGUCAAGAAAAUGAAAAGCUCGCAGGCCCAGCGCUUCAUUAAAAGCCUGGGCAAGAAGGCCAAAGUGCCGUUCCGGACGCUGUUCCCCACCGCCAGCCCCGAUGCCAUCGACCUCCUCGAGAAGCUGCUACAGUUUGACCCCCACACACGAUGCUCCGUGGACGAAGCUCUCGCCCACCCGUACAUGCAAGGCAUCGAUAAACGAUACGCGUACAAGGACAUUGCCGUGCCGGCAGGGAGGAUGCACAUGUCGUUUGAGUCGCAAAGUUUAUCCAGAAACGACCUCGUCAAACUGAUUCAACAAGAAGUGCAUGCGUUCCACUCGAAUGCAACAGCAGACGACUCGACGUCGUCCCCAAACACAGCAGCAGCGGCAAUAACCAACCUCUCCACUGCUGCCUCCACUACGUCCACAGCCCACCAAACCCCCGCGGGACUGCGGACUAUUCAUGCUCUAUCGAGGCAAUCCACCAUCACAGCUCAGCAUACGAAAAUACCAGCUAAAGAGACAGACCGUGUAACGUGCCAAAACCUCGAUCUCAUGAAAACCAUGCUGGGUAGUGCCACCCCCUCUAUUUCAACCUCCAGCCAAAUAGUCACUGCGAAGAGCCCCCCACGGGGAAGCGGCCAAGCUACCCGUGUCAGCCUUCCGAUGACCCAAAACAACGACGCCGACGAAGGGGCACCACUAGACGCUGUGCAUGUCGUGGGCCUGACGUCGCUGCUCGCCCGAACACGCCCCACCAGUGCUGCCCACACCCGACCCACUCCUGCCACCCAACCGCCCGUCUUUGCCUCGACUGGUCAGCCCACCACAACGCUGCAGACAACGUCGUCGAUGAGGCCUACAAGUGCGGCUCGCACACGUCCGCCCAUUGUGAUCCCCACCCACGCAGCCGCGGACGUUCAACCGGCCCAGUCGUCAUCGUCAUCGUCGUCUUCGUCGGACGACGAUAGGCCCCCUCGCCCGUCCGCCGCUCGCAUGGCAGCAGCCUCCACGUCGACCUCGUCCGCCCGCCCCAAGUCUGCGCCUGGACGCACGGCACUGCAAAAGCACUCUACUCCGUGUGUUGGCUCCACCGCAUCCCUUAUUCGAUCUACGCAACAGCUCAGGAAACCGUCGCACCAGGCAUCAGCAGCACAACAGCCCCCCCAACCACCCACCGCCAACCGCCUACCCGAAGGCCAGCAAGACAACGACCUCGAGCCAGCAAAAAAGGGCAAAAAGCUCACGGUCCCCAGAAGCCCCAAGUUUUCAGUCAUGUCGUGGCAGAAAACUCGACCGGCCACCGCCAAGCCAGGGAAACCCACGACCACACGAGGGGGUGUUAAAAAGCGAUAGUAAACCACCAAGUCACCACG
Aphanomyces astaci is the source of this 2186-nucleotide messenger RNA. Its product is annotated as CMGC/MAPK protein kinase. The record is from RefSeq and is a predicted model, not a curated record. Gene Ontology annotation, biological process: protein phosphorylation; intracellular signal transduction. NCBI's taxonomy places the organism in Eukaryota, Oomycota, Saprolegniomycetes, Saprolegniales, Verrucalvaceae. Bases 22 to 2166 code for a protein of 714 amino acids. The transcript is spliced from 6 exons. Gene Ontology annotation, molecular function: protein serine/threonine kinase activity; ATP binding. Gene Ontology annotation, cellular component: cytoplasm; nucleus.